ACUCCUGUUCGUGUCACACGAGCGGUGACCAUUAACCAACAACAAUUAUCUGUACAUAAGUAGUUCGGCUCACCAUGAAAGAAGAAGACUAGCUUUGUCCACGCCGCUGAGCCUUUACCACAACAAAAUCUGUUCGAAGUUCAUUUAAUCUUUUCUGCUAUUAUCUAACAAACAAUCAGUACAGAUUCUGUAUUUUCAAUGGCGAUUAUGGCAUUGUCUUGCACAGCAACACUUGUGCCUGUUAAUAGGAUUGCAAAUCGGGUACACAAGUUGUUUCCGACCGCUCCAAAGAGUAGCAUCCGUUGUCAAUUGUUUUCAAAUAGAGGAUUCCGACUUGUUGGUUGUAGUGCAAUUGGUGGCAAUCAAGGUGUUGCUGAGAUUUCUCAAUCGGAGACGCGACCUCGAAUUUAUACAUGGCCUGAUAACAAGAAGCCAAGGGUGUGUAUUUUAGGUGGUGGAUUUGGAGGCUUGUAUACUGCUUUAAGACUAGAAUCACUUGUAUGGGCUGACGACAAGAAACCACAGGUUCUUCUUGUUGACCAGUCUGCACAUUUUGUUUUUAAACCAAUGCUUUAUGAGCUUCUAUCUGGAGAAGUGGAUGCAUGGGAAAUUGCUCCUCGAUUCUCAGAUUUGCUUGCAAACACUGGUGUGCUAUUUUUGCAAGACAAAGUGAAGCUUCUUCAGCCUUCUGAUCAUUUGGGCAAGAAUGGGUCAUCAGGAUCUAGUUGUGGGGGAACUGUUUUGCUAGCAAGUGGCCUUCUAAUUGAGUAUGACUGGUUGGUUCUUGCUUUGGGUGCUGAAGCUAGACUUGAUGUUGUACCUGGAGCAGCAAAGUGUGCAUUUCCAUUCUCUACCCUGGAGGAUGCAUGUAGGGUUAAUCACAAACUAAAUGCACUAGAGAGAAGGAACUUUGGUAAGGACUCUCUGAUCCGUGUGGCUGUUGUUGGAUGUGGUUACUCUGGAGUUGAGUUAGCUGCAACUAUAUCAGAAAGAUUGAAGGAAAGAGGUGUGAUCCAAGCAAUUAACAUAGACACCAACAUUUGCCCAGCUGCGCCUCCUGGCAAUAGGGAAGCUGCGCUUAGGGUUCUUUCGUCCAGGAAAGUCCAACUUCUUUUGGGUUAUUUUGUUCGCUGUAUCCAGAUAGCAAAUGACUUGGAAACUUCAGCAAUGUCAGCAGAAGUUGAUGCGUCUGAGAACAUUGCAUCAGAGCAUAGUUCUGAGAAAUAUUUUUUGGAACUGCAACCUGCUGAAAGGGGAUUACAAAGUCAAAUUCUUGAAGCAGAUCUGGUGUUAUGGACUGUCGGAUCUAAACCACUGCUUUCUCAACUCGAAUCUGAUUAUCAGUCCCGUGAGCUUCCCUUAAAUGCUCGAGGACAAGCAGAGACAGAUGAAACACUGCGUGUUAAGGGCCAUCCACGGAUAUUUGCUCUUGGCGAUUCUUCUGCUCUUAGGGACUCAAGCGGAAGACUUCUUCCAGCAACUGCUCAGGUUGCCUUUCAGCAGGCAGAUUUUGCUGGUUGGAAUCUUUGGGCUGCAAUUAAUGAUCGUCCCUUGUUGCCAUUUAGGUUUCAAAAUCUAGGUGAAAUGAUGACUUUGGGGAGAAAUGAUGCUGCUCUAUCCCCAAGUUUCAUUGAGGGGCUAACAUUAGAGGGUCCCAUUGGUCAUGCUGCAAGGAAAUUGGCCUACUUGAUACGAUUACCAACUGAUGAGCACCGGCUUAAAGUGGGGAUCAGCUGGCUUACAAAGUCUGCUAUAGAUUCAGUUGCAUCAAUGCAAAGCACCCUUGCUAAAGUUCUUUCUGGCCCAUAGGUGCUCUUUCAGUACAUGAAGCAAGGUUGACUAGUCCUGGUUGUACAUGUUUGAUUUUCAUAAGCCUUUACUCAAAUCUUACAAGUUGCACAACUUCCCCGAUUAAGGUUUGUAUUUCACAUUCUCUAUAGCAGUUUUAAGGCUGCGCAUACUAGAGUUUGUUCUUGAGAGACUAUAGGCACUCAUUUUAUAGUCAGUCCAACAUAACUUGUCCUGUGCCAAUCCCAGAUCUGUUGGGGAUAAUUUUUCAGCCAUCUUCUAUAACCUUGGCAAAAAGAUACUGAAAAGUAACUUGUUACAGUAGUAACAACGGCAAACUGAUCAUAGUGCACAAAGCUCUAUGCUCUAUUGGGCUUCUGUUUAUUGUA
Messenger RNA from Ricinus communis (castor bean), 2177 nucleotides. RefSeq names its product alternative NAD(P)H-ubiquinone oxidoreductase C1, chloroplastic/mitochondrial. Gene Ontology annotation, cellular component: chloroplast. Bases 199 to 1809 code for a protein of 536 amino acids. NCBI's taxonomy places the organism in Eukaryota, Viridiplantae, Streptophyta, Magnoliopsida, Malpighiales, Euphorbiaceae. The transcript has 11 exons. Gene Ontology annotation, molecular function: NAD(P)H dehydrogenase (quinone) activity. Gene Ontology annotation, biological process: aerobic electron transport chain; phylloquinone biosynthetic process. The record is from RefSeq and is a predicted model, not a curated record.